GUCACACCUGUCAAUCAAAGUCGCUUCUCUCUGUGACGACUGACUAGUGACGACUAGCGGGAGGGUGAGAGAAACGAAAACCUCCCUUCUGCUUUGAUGACAGUAUGCUUCUGUAAUCUUCAAUCUCACCAACUUUCUUUGUAACUAAUCAUUUGUAAAAAAAAAAAAAAAGCGACGCACAGCUUUAUCUGCUGAAGUGCGAAAGGAUUUUUUUGUGUGUUGCUGAAGGCGUGUCGUGCAUCUGUGUUAUUAUGCUAAAAUCUCUCAUGUGAUGUCUUGAUAUUCCCGCCACUAAGAUAACUGUAACGUUAUAUCAAUGACAGAUGGCUGGACAAAACUCGGAAAUCGAGCUUGAUUUGAUCAAAACUGGGGAGAGAACCACGUUGGUAAAAGCUGUAACGGAGGCAUCCAGCACAGCACCUAGGAGGCUCUCGCCAAUUCCUGAGCUGGAUCUCUGGGAGAAAGAAGCCGAAACGGACUCUACAGAAUUCACAUACUCCUUAUGCUCAGUGGACAGAUACAGCACUGCCUCCUCCUCUGGCAGCUCCCUAUCUGACUCCCAGGAGAGAGGAGAACUCUGUGCCGGGAUUGUGCUGAAUUGUCUCUUCUGCCGAUUCUACGACUUGUUCCUCAUGCUACCUGAAACAUUGGAGCGAGCUGCUCACUCCAUCUGCCCUGCCUACAUGCUUUUCUCACCACCCGCAGAACCUUCGCAUAAUAACAGCUGGAACUGCAGUUGUGAUUUUGACUGUGGCCUUACAGACGCCUGCCACGAAACAGGGGAAUGUCUUGAACUAGUGAUGGAAAUUUCUGAGGUUUGCUAUCACUGAGGUCCCUGCAAAACUGAAGAUAUUGCUUUUUUGGGAGAAAACUUUUCAAUUCCACAUCACUUUGAAAUGAAAAAGUUUGUAUUUCUAUCCCAGAACACCACGGUCUAUGCCAAAGCAAGCUACAGAAGUAAAUGUUAAUUUGGACCUACAGUAUCAUAAUCAAAAUAAGUCUUGGAAAAUAAAUGUUAACAUGACAUUAAAGGGGUGAUAUGAUGCGAUUUCAAAUUUUCCUUUCUUUUUGGAGUGUUACAAUCUCUUGGUACAUAAAGAAGAUCUGUAAAUUUGCAAAGACUAAAGUUUCAAAUCCAAAGAGAUAUUCUUUAUCAAAGUCUGCCACGCCCCCCUAAAACGGCUCAUUCAAAUACGGCCCCACGUCUAAGCCACUAUGUGGAAAUAUUUGCGGUGGUUUCAGUAACCGAAGUUAGUGUUGAAGCAGCCAUGUCAGGGAGGUGCUGUGUGUAUCUAGGCGAAAGCAAAAGCACUUUUUUUGGCCCUCCGAAAGUAGAUGCAUGUAGGAAUCUUUAAAA
Messenger RNA from Carassius auratus (goldfish), 1357 nucleotides. It is a transcript of the gene mdfic2, whose product is annotated as MyoD family inhibitor domain containing 2. Bases 324 to 830 code for a protein of 168 amino acids. NCBI's taxonomy places the organism in Eukaryota, Metazoa, Chordata, Actinopteri, Cypriniformes, Cyprinidae. The record is from RefSeq and is a predicted model, not a curated record. The transcript has 4 exons.